AUGCCCAAGACCGAGCGCUCCUGGGUGAAGGACAACGACUCAGCCUACCUUAUCGACGCUGGAAUGUGGACCGCCUGCAAAGAAUCUGCUUUGGUGCUGGUGAAUAAGAGGCAUAAGAGCCAGAGUACCCGAUUCGGAAGUUUUCGAGACGGUGUUCAUGACUGGGUUUUUGAUAUAGACAUUCGUCGAGACCUCUUAUGCUUUCAACUCUCAAAUGACGCAGACUGGAAUUCCGGGUGGGGCGAGCUGCCAUUCUGGAGAACUAGCUGGUGGCCUCCAAGCGGUAUUUGCAGCAUCGCAGUUGAAUAUGAUUCUUCCUGGGCUGUCGGUGUCAAGCUAGGCAUGGCUGCAGAUGCGCUGGAUGGCAUGCAGUAUGAGCCGGGGCCCCGUGGCUUCUUCUUGAGCAUUCUCGCAGGAAGGCGCGAUGAUUCCGCACCUUCUAUCUACCUGAUUGAUAGAAGCAUACGUCGACGACGGAAAGCACCUCACAAUCCCGGUUCUUUCAACGAGAAGUAUCGCUCCAAGGGACGCACAUUCGGAGUCGUGAAAGGCCUUCGCGAUGUUGCCGAAAAGACUUUGACAUCCGGAAUGAAUGCUUUGAACUUUUUGGAGGCCAUCGGCUCGGUCGAGGGGUACUGGACAUGGGAGAAGACUAAUUUUGCAGGCAUCAGUAGAUCGUACUAUCUCGAUCCUGAGGAAGCUAUCCCUGUGCUAGCUAUCACAGAUGAAGAGGAUGUGGGAUCUCUGGGAAACGAGUAG
Molecule: messenger RNA, 759 nt
Organism: Colletotrichum siamense
Lineage: Eukaryota; Fungi; Ascomycota; Sordariomycetes; Glomerellales; Glomerellaceae
Exons: 1
Coding region: 1-759 (252 amino acids)
Source: RefSeq, a predicted model, not a curated record